This is a messenger RNA of Phytophthora sojae, 1650 nucleotides long. RefSeq lists its product as hypothetical. Lineage: Eukaryota; Oomycota; Peronosporomycetes; Peronosporales; Peronosporaceae. The coding region runs from base 1 to 1650 and encodes 549 amino acids. The transcript has 7 exons. The record is from RefSeq and is a predicted model, not a curated record.
AUGCCGUCCAAGCUGCAGCAGGACCGGUACCCGCAGAUCUCGCUCUCGGACGAGGAGCGCGCCAAGUAUGACCUCUCCGCGCGCAUCUUCCUGCUGGAGACCAUGGCCGAGCGCGCCAAGUUCGACCCGGACAACAUCGACCCGACCCAGUGGGAGUACGUGCGGCGGCGCCAGUCCAUGAGCGUCUACCACAGCGUCAAAGGCACACCGGACCCGGCCGUGCUGCUCAUGCUCGGGACGGGGCUCAUCGACGGCUCGAUCGAGGACGUCAUGAACGGACUUUACUGCGACACCACGGAGGACUUGCGCGUUGGCAAGGUGUUGCUGGGGUAUCCGCUGGCAGGGGGCGCCGUCAUGAACGUCAGCGAGCGGAGAAGCGCCAAGGAUCCCUACCGCUUCGCUGGCAUCAAGUGGUUCGCGGCGAAGUCCGUGUGGGGAUUGAUGCGGGAUCGCGAUGUAUUAACCUACGAGCGGAUGGGACUGACCGUCGAUGCGGACGGCGAGCAAUGGGGGUAUCAUACGCUGCAGUCCACGCGUCGUCCCGAAUGGCCGAUGGAAGCCAUCCCUGGCAUGCAGCGGCAACACACAGCCACGUGCUACCUGUACCGACCGCGUCGCGAUAUCAACAAGACCGAGAUCUUCAUGUGGGGCUCCAUCUACAAGUUCGGCAAGUACCCGGACAAGGUCAUCUACUACGGAGUCGCCACGACCUGGUUGAACGUUGUUCACAGCCCCAAGAGCGGCCACGCCAAGAAGUUCAGCGCGUUGAUGGAGCGAGCCGACAGCCACGGAUGGACGCCGUCGAGCAAAUCGUGCCAUGUGUGUUCGAAGCAACCUCUUCUGGGCAGCUACGCCACGUGCGCGGGCUGUCACCAGAGCGUGUGCAAGGACUGCUCGCGCCAGAAGAACAUCUUCGCGCUGGAUGCCAAGGGCAAGAAGCCGCUGCGCCGGUUGUUCUGCGUGUUAUGUAUCAAGAGCGUGAUCGGCAGCGCGCACUGGAGCGUGGACGACCACAUCGAGGCCAGUCGACUUGAGUCCGAGCCCGAGUUCUUCGCGACGAUGUCGAGUCUCACGGGCACGGAGAGCGUCAGCACUGGACGCAGCGACAGCAUCUUUGGCGACAACCGUAGCGACCAGCUCGCGGAUCCGUUCCGCCCGCGGGUCUCAACUUCUCCCACCGCGAGCUUCCCCGUCUUAGGCACUCGUGGGCCGCUGGACCCGGAGGCGCAAUUGGUCCUGGACUGCGCGGGUCGCUUCCCCUUCUGCGUCGUGUGGUCGCCGCUCCCCUUCAUCACGUGGGUGCUGCCGUUCAUCGGCCAUCUCGGUAUCGCCGACUCGGAAGGAAUUAUUCACGACUUCGAGGGUACGGACACUAUCGGUCGGGACAACUUUCUGUUUGGAGCUCCGACGCGAUACAUUCAGCUGGACGUUGCACCGGACCAAGUGACUCGCUGGGAUGAAGCGGUGGCUAAAGGGUCUGCCACCUAUGGCCACCACGCCUACAACUUCUUCUUGGACAACUGUCACUCGUACGUGGCCGAGUGCCUCACAGAGUUCCCAUUCAGCGGACGCAGCACCUGGAACAUGGUGACGUGGUUGCCAUUCGCGCUCGUUGCCCUCGUUGCUACGAACUACUACGUGCUGCAUUAG